Molecule: messenger RNA, 1803 nt
Organism: Penicillium daleae
Lineage: Eukaryota; Fungi; Ascomycota; Eurotiomycetes; Eurotiales; Aspergillaceae
Product: S53 family peptidase
Exons: 3
Coding region: 1-1803 (600 amino acids)
Biological process (GO): proteolysis
Molecular function (GO): tripeptidyl-peptidase activity; serine-type endopeptidase activity
Source: RefSeq, a predicted model, not a curated record
AUGCUUGCGUCUCUAUUGAAUCGAGGCGCCUUGUCGCUGGCGGUGGUCUCCCUUUUGGCGUCAACUGCAGCAGCUGAGGUAUUCGACAAGCUCGCCGCUGUUCCUGAAGGAUGGCGCUAUUCACGAACUCCCCGUGGAGACCAGCCCAUCAAGUUGCAAGUUGCCCUUGCCCAGGGUGACGCUGCCGGAUUCGAGCAAGCCGUGCUGGACAUGUCGACGCCCGAUCAUCCAAACUAUGGCAAACACUUCCGCACUCAUGAUGAGAUGAAACGUAUGCUGCAGCCCACUGCUUCCUCCGUGGAUGCCGUGCUCCAGUGGCUGAAGGAGGCUGGAAUCACCGAUAUCACACAAGAUGCGGACUGGAUGUCUUUCCAAACCACCGUCGAGAAGGCCAAUCACCUGCUGGAUGCCAACUUCCAGUACUAUACCAACCGCUACAAGCAUGUCGAGCGCCUCCGCACCCUGGAAUAUUCCGUCCCAGACUCCCUUGUCCCUCAUGUCAACCUCGUGACGCCUACCACUCGCUUCGGCCAGCUCCACCCCAACCGCAUGACCCUGCACGGCAAGGCCAAGGCCGCCGAUGAGACUUUCCGUAAGGCCGUGCAGUCCGCCAGCACCGAUUGCAACAGCGCUAUCACCCCGCAAUGCCUCAAAGAUCUGUACAAGGUUGGUGGCUACCAGGCUGAUGCUUCCAAUGGCAACAAGGUGGCUUUCGCUAGCUACCUCGAGCAGUAUGCGCGAUACUCAGAUCUUGCCCUUUUUGAGCAGAACAUUGCUCCCUAUGCCGAUGGCCUGAAUUUCACUGUCAUUGAGUACCACGGUGGCCUCAACGACCAAAACUCUCCAGCCGAUAGCAGCGAGGCCAACCUGGAUCUGCAGUAUAUUGUCGGUGUCAGCGCUCCUGUUCCAGUUACUGAGUUCAGCACUGGUGGUCGUGCGCCCCUUGUUCCGGAUCUGGAUCAGCCUGACCCGAACAACGUCAACAAUGAGCCGUACCUGGAUUUCCUGCAGAACGUCGUCAAGAUGGAUGACAAGGACCUACCCCAAGUUAUCUCCACCUCCUACGGUGAGGAUGAGCAGAGCGUCCCCGCAAGCUACGCCCAGAGCGUCUGCAGCCUCUUCGCCCAACUCGGCAGCCGUGGCGUCUCCGUGAUCUUCUCCUCCGGUGACUCCGGCGUCGGCGCAGCCUGCCUUACUAACGAUGGCAAAAACACGACUCACUUCCCCCCACAAUUCCCCGCCGCCUGCCCGUGGGUGACUUCCGUCGGCGCAACCACGCACACAGCCCCCGAGAAGGCAGUCUACUUCUCCUCUGGCGGUUUCUCCGACCUCUGGGACCGUCCAGCCUGGCAAGACGCGGCUGUCAGCAAGUAUCUCGCGGACCUAGGCCAGCGCCAAGCAGGCCUGUUCAACCCCAAUGGCCGUGCUUUCCCGGACGUCGCUGCCCAGGGCCAGAACUACGGUAUCUACGAGAAAGGCCGCCUCACCAAGGUUGAUGGCACGUCUUGCUCUGCACCUGCUUUCGCCGGCGUCAUCGCCUUGCUGAACGAUGCCCGUAUCAAGGCGUCACAGCCAUCUAUGGGUUUCUUGAAUCCCUGGCUGUACUCAAACCCCGGUGUCCUGAACGACAUUACUACCGGAGGAAGUACCGGGUGCGAUGGCAAUGGACGCUUCGGUGGCUCUUCGAACGGUAGUCCCGUUGUCCCUUAUGCCAGCUGGAAUGCUACCGAGGGCUGGGACCCUGUGAGUGGUCUGGGCACCCCGAACUUUGAGAAUAUGGUUAAGGCUGCGACCGGCCAGUAA